AGCCGAGCAACAGUUGAAACGAAUGCUUCGCUGCGCGCGCGACGUUCAUUCCGCUUAAUUAAUUAAUUGUGAACGAAAGAAACAGCGAAGUGGAAAUAUGCCCGCUCGAGUGUAUGCGUGUGUGCGUGCGGGAGCGUAAGCAGAGAUUAUAAUUAUGAUGGUGCGCGGCCAACUCCCAAAAUGAGAACAAAUUAACGACAGCAGCAAAGUGCAAAUAACAACAACAACAAGAGAGCAAUUAUAAAUUGUGCAAUAAAUUAUGUUUAUUAAUUGCAAGUCAGAAGAGGAGAAUGCAAAUGUUGUCGGCAAUUGAAAAUUCAACUACGUGUUGCUUGAAAUUCGUAAAUCGUUUUUAGUAUUGUUUUUGUUUUCAAUUUCGCGCAACGAGUUCGUUGCGUUUUCUUUUUUAUUUCUUUUCGCGCAAACGAAAGUGUAUAGAAGUAUAUGCAUGUGUGUGUGUGAUUAAUAGUGUGUUAGUGUUAGUGGUAAAAGUUAAAAGCAACAACAGUAACAACAACCAUUCAAGAUGACUGUGUGGAGCGAUUGCAAUGCUAAGCAGUCAUUUGGCAUUGCCAAAUGCAAUUUUGAUCAGGACACGAAGCCACAUCGCCUCAACUUGGAUGUCGGCGACGCUCUCAUCAUACUCAAAGAGACCACACAUUGGUACUACGGCUACAAACAAAAGGCGAAGGAAACACGCGGCAUCUUUCCCAAGAGCUAUGUGCAUCUGUGUGAAUACAGCAUUGUGAAUGGGGAGUAUUGCAUACAGCGAACCGAUAUCGUCGAGGAGAUCACAAAAGUGAUGCUCGAGUGGGGCGGCAUUGCCAAAAAUUACUUUCUGAGCACAAAUCCAAACUUUCAGAAGAUACGACGCAAAAUGAAUGAGCUGAGCAUCAAUCGAACAGCGUUGAUCUCGGGAAAUCUUCCGCUCGACGAGAUGCGCAAGGUGAAGCUGCAGGCGACGGCACAAAUUGACACCGGCAAUCGGUUGCUCGGUCUCGAUAUGGUUGUGAGGGACGAGAGUGGCGAUAUAUUAGACACAAAUGCCAUCUGCACUACUGAGCUGUAUGAGAAUCACAUGAAUGCAGUGCAGCGCAUUGAGAAGGCAAAUCGUCUUUCAAGUGAUCGCGACUCGCUGCGUGGCCACAACAAAUACUCGCACAACAUUCUGCUGCAUGUUAAUGCGUUUGUGUGCAAGUUCCAGGAGGAUUCGGACCUGCUCUUCACGCUCUUCGAUGGCGAGACACACAAACCCAUUAGCGAGAACUAUGUGGUGAAAUGGUCACGCACAGGAAUCGCUCGUGAUGUUGAUCAGUUCGAUAAUAUUCGCGUGCUGUUCACCGAUCUCAGUCGCAGUGAUCUGAGCAUCUCGAAGAUGUAUCUGGUGUGCUAUGCCAUACGCAUUGGCACCAUGGAAGUGAAGGAUUCAACAGACUCGAAGCGCACCAGCAUGAGUAUUGCCAACAGUGUGCUGACAGCUGCCAGUCGCAAGCAUUCUCAGUUGUCUGUGAAUUCGAAUGGCUCCUCAAGCAGUACUGGAGAGUACAUAAUGCGACGUCCUUUUGGGGUGGCCUGCAAGGAUCUGACGCCCAUCAUCAGCAAGCCGGAGGACUUUCGCGGCAACCUCGACUUGCCGUUCAUUAUGUGCGAAAAGGACACUUUGGAUGGCACGUUGCGCAAGUUGAUUGCCAACAAGGAUAUUGGCAAGAUUGAAUCAAAGAUGGCAGUCACCUUUGAGGUGCUGCGUGGCGAUAUCAAACAGAUCAAGGAAGACUUUCCACGGCUGGUCCACACCAAUGUGCCCGUGGCACGCAAGAUGGGCUUCCCCGAAGUCAUCUUGCCGGGCGAUGUGCGCAACGAUCUCUAUUUGACCAUUUGCAGCGGCGAGUUUGCACGCAUUGCCAAGACAUCGGAGAAGAAUGUCGAGGUCACAGUCUGCGUGGCCAACGAGCAGGGUCAACUGGUGCCUGGCGUGAUGAGCAUUGGAGCCGGACAUCCGCCCAUCGAUGAGUACAAAUCGGUGGUUUACUAUCACGACGACAAGCCCAAGUGGCAGGAGACGUUCAAGAUUCAUGUGCCCAUCGAGGAGUUCAAGCAAUGCCAUCUGCGCUUCACGCUCAAGCAUCGCAGCAGCAACGAGCAAAAGGAUCGCUCCGAGAAGCCUUUUGGUCUCGCCUAUGUGCGUCUUAUGCAAUCGAAUGGCACAACAAUACCCCAGGGACAGCAUGUGCUCGCUGUUUAUAAGAUUGAUCACAAGAAAUACGACAAAACCGUGGCCAAUUGCUACAUGGAACUGCCGGCGACAACAGCUGAGCUGCAAGGCACCAAACCAUCGGUUGGUGGAUUGAGCUUGCUGCCCAAGGAUCAGCUGAGCAUCUGCGUCAAUUUGUGCAGCACAAAGCUGACACAGAGCGUGAGUCUGCUGGGUUUGCUGCAUUGGUCGGCGCACAAGGAGCGGCUGGAGCAGUCUCUGAAUGCCUUGUCGGAUGUGCCCGGCGAGGAGGUGGUCAAAUUUCUGCAGGACAUACUCGAUGCUCUGUUCAACAUACUCGUGGAGAAUGAGGAGCCCGAGAAGUACGAUCAGCUGGUCUUCAUGAGCAUCAUUCAUCUGAUUGAAACGGUGUCCGAUCUAAAGUAUCAACACUUUCUCACCGUGCUCGAUGUCUACAUCAACGAAAGCUUCUCCGCCACAUUAGCUUACACCAAACUUAUGGAUGUGCUGAUGCGAAAUAUACGCGAUGCCAUUACGCCGUGCGAAAAGUCAGCCGAUGGCAUUGAACUAGAGGAAAGUCCCGCUGUGCGUCGUCUCUACAAGACAACACGCUAUUUGCACUACGUGAUGAAGUUUGUCAUCCGAUCUCGAGUGUUAUAUGCGGCCAUGAAUUGCAAUGCGGAUUACGUGGACUUUGCUACGCGUUUGCAGGAGCUGCUCAAAAUGUUCGUCGAUAUGAUUGGAUGUCCCAGCAAUCUGCUAAAGUCCGAAGGUGCCUUGCUCAAGAAUCUGCACACUGUGGCCACUGAUUUGAUGGAGGUGUUCGAUGAAGUGCAUCUCAGCAUUUCGAUUGUGGAGAUACUGGAAAAGUUCCCGAAACGUCGUCUGACGCAAUCAAAGAUGGGCUGCAUCAAGGACUUUGUGGAGACGAAGCUGUUCAGCUCACCCAAAUGCCGUGCCAUAUUGUUGCCGGUAUUCUGCAAGCACAUCAAGGAUCAUCUUCAGAGCAACGAUGAGGGCGACUCGAAAACCGAUAUCUGGCAGCAAGAAAAGAAUCUUUCGAAAGCCGCCAAAGUGCUCGGACAAGAAAAAUCCUACCUGCACACACGUGAAACAACCGCCAACAAAAAGAUUGCCGAGUGCAUCAACAUUAUGAACAACAUCCUCAAGCUGCUCUAUCGCUCCGAUGUGGGACCCACGCACAACGAUGUGCGAGACAUUAUGAUCAUCCUGUUGCGGCAGGUGAUGAAGGCGGCUCAUGCUCUAGAUCGGGAUACAGGCGUCGUGGGUCAGUUUAUAGCCAUCAUGCUGGGCAUAUUGCAGCGCAUGGAUGCCCAGCACUACAAAUACUUCGUCAACGAUCUGCAUCAGCAGGGCGAGCUCAAGGACUUUAUUAUCGAAAUCCUCCUGGUGUUUGAGGAGCUCGUUUCACCGCAUCAGAAGGCUGUGUUUCCACGCGACUGGAUGGACAUGAUCAUGCAUCAGAAUACCGUUAUACUGGGUGCACUGCAGCAGCUGAGCAUGGUGAUCACUGACUACUUCCUCUGUCCGGUGUUUGACAAGCAGAUCUGGUCGAAUUUCUUCCAGUGCUCGAUUGCUUUCCUGGUUCAAUCUCCACUGCAGUUGAACGACUUCAAUGACAACAAGCGGCAGAUAGUGUUUGCCCGUUAUCGGGAUAUACGCAAGGAUACCGCUAAGGAGAUACGCAAGAUGUGGUUCCAGCUGGGCAAGCAUAAGCCCAAGUUUGUGCCACAACUGGUGGAGCCCAUACUGGAGAUGAGCAUGAUACCCGAAACGGAGUUAAGGCGUGAGACGAUUCCCAUCUUCUUUGACAUGAUGCAGUGCGAGUAUUACAGCUCCCGGCUGGAGCUGGAGAGCUAUGGCGACACCAAGCACAAUAACGCCCAUCACAAGGGCAACUUUAGCGAGUUCAAGACGGCCAUGAUCGAGAAGCUUGACAUACUCAUUGGAGCAGGCAAAGGAGAUCAGGAGUACAAGGAGUUGUUCCAGAAGAUCAUGCUGGAGUAUUGCGCCGCUCACAACACGCUCAAUGUAGAUGGCACCAGCUUUGUGGCCAUGGUGACGAAGCUGAUGGACAAACUGCUCGAGUAUCGCUGCAUCAUUCAGGACGAGAGCAAGGAGAAUCGCAUGGCUUGCACCUUCUCGCUGCUGCAGUUCUACUCCGAGGUGGAUCUCAAGGAGAUGUACAUACGCUACGUCUACAAACUAUGCGCUCUGCACAUGGAAUUCGAGAACUACACCGAGGCAGCAUUCACGCUCAAGCUACACACAGAAUUGUUGCGCUGGAAUGAUACGGAAUUGUCACCGCAGUUGCGCAGUUAUCGUCACAGCAACUGUCGCACGCAUCGGGAGCUGAAGGAGGCGCUCUACUUUGAGAUCAUGGACUACUUUGACAAGGGCAAGCAAUGGGAAUGUGCCAUCGAUAUGUGCAAGGUGCUCGCCCAGCAGUAUGAAGAAGAGAUCUAUGACUACAUUAAGCUGGCAGAGUUGUUGAAGCGCAUGGCGCAAUUCUUUGAAAAGAUCCUCAAGGAGUUGCGACACACUUCCGAGUACUUUAGAGUCUGUUUCUAUGGCUGCGGAUUUCCACGCCUGCUGCAGAACAAAGUCUACAUUUUCCGUGGCAAGGAAUACGAGCGUCUCAGCGACUUUUGCUCCCGCAUGCUGGUGCAGCAUCCGCAGGCGGAGCUCAUGCAAACGCUGGAGGCACCAGGCGAGGAUAUAACGCAUGGCGAUGGACAGUUCAUACAGGUCAACAAGGUGGAGCCCAUCAUGGAUGCCGCGUUCUCCAAGUUCAACGAGAAGAUCAUCUCGAACGAGAUCGUCAAGUAUUUCACUUCGAACAAUGUGCAAAAGUUUCAAUUCUCGCGUCCAUUCCGCGACAGCACUGGCGGCGGUGGCAUGGAUGAUGUGAGAAAUCUCUGGCUGGAGCGCACGGAGCUCAUCACACAGUUCCCACUGCCGGGCAUCUUACGCUGGUUCCCCGUUGUGGAUGCGCACACUUUCAAGAUAUCGCCACUGGAGCAUGCUGUGGAGAUCAUGAAGGAGACCAACAAGGACAUUCGACAGCUGGUCAUAUUGCAUCAAAGCGACGAGAGUCUGACCAUUAAUCAGCUGACCAUGAAACUUAAUGGCAUUGUCGAUCCCGCUGUUAUGGGCGGCUUUGCGAAGUAUGAGGAAGCUUUUCUCACCGAGGAGUAUGUAGAGCAGCAUCCCGAUGACAAGGAACUAGUUGAGGAGCUCAAGGAAUUGAUUGCUUUGCAAAUACCACUGCUCAAAAUUGCAAUUCGCCUGCAUCGACAGAAAGCGCCUGAUAGCUUGAAGGCACUGCACGAUCAUCUGGAAGGCUGCUUUGCGGACAUGCAACAGCACGUGGAGUCACGCUACGGUCGCAAGACUUGCGACUUGAAGAUUGAACGAGAUUCGGUGAUCAUGCGACGCACAAACUCCUUUUUGCCGGCGCUCUUCGACAGCGGCAAUAAUCGAUUGUCGGAGACCAGCAUGGGAUCCUCCGACAGCGGUCUGUCGAAGUCCACGUUUCUACCGCGACCGCCUACAAACUCCAUCAAGUCCACGCUGGCGAGCUUAAGCUUUAAUACCAACACCAAAGGCACCAAGCACAAGGACAAAACUCCCGCUAAGCGACGUUCCAUGAAGCAGCCUCGCGAUGCCUUGAGUUUGCCUGUGACUAACAGCCAAUGGUACACGCCGCCUUUGACCACCAUCACCUCGACUCCAGAGAAGGAAAUUAAUACCUCCAUCAAUUCGCUGGCCAGUGCUUCGAACACCUCAUUGAGUGGACCUAAAACACCAGAUCCGCGUGUGCUAACCGAGGAGCUGACACCCAAGCGGCCGCUGCGUUCGGAAAAGGAAAAAGAACGCCGCUUAUCGAGGCCAGCAAGCAUUGCCACGCCCACGGCCAGCAUCAAGACAUUUGCGGACACACGCUCCCUCUCCGAGAGCAGCAAUCGCAACUCAGUUGAAACCACCGAUUCUACUUCAGAGGAGGACAUUCGACCACCGCCUUUGCCUGCUAAGACACGCGACUCGACGGACUUUAGCAGCCUAUCGCAUAGUUUGGACUGGAAUCCAAGUAACUACACAAUGUUGAAUGUGCUGAGCAGCAAUACGAGCACGACCAGCAGCAGCAUCAGCACCACAACGCUGACAAAGACCAGUAUUACAAACACCACGUACGAGUAUUUGGAGGCCACGAACUUUAGCGUGCAGACACCAGAUGCCAACAAACCGCGUCCGCCAACGCCGCCGCCGAAGCCAUCGCGGCACAGCAAACACAUUCCAUGAGCGAAGGACGAAAAGGAACAGCAGGAGCAGCUGCUGCUGCCAUAUAAAUGAAACAGAAACGAAACAAAACUUAAUUGUUGUCGAGUGCCAAAUAUUCCCUGUUACUACAUAUAUAGCACUAAUCAAAGUGAGAUAUCAUGCACAACAAACACAAUCAAACAAAACACACACACACACAACAUUUGCCUCACAUGACCGACUACCAAAUAGAUAAACGGCAUCAGUGUCUUAACAAAUCAAAAAACGAUCGCAAUAGAUGUGUAAGCGCUAACGAAAAGAAAAGCUGACAAAAUCUAAGUAAAUCUUAAAUGUUUAUUCAAAUUGUGUUACAAUGUUUAAAUAAGUUGAAAUGAUAUUAUGUUGAACAUGUCGUCAUUUUCGUUUUAGUUCGUAAACAAUAAUAAUAAUAAUAAUUAUAAUACUAAUUCUAUAUACAUUUAUUAUAUGUAAAUCAAUUCGAUAUACUCUUAUACGCACUCUUAUACGUCUUGUCUUCCGCAAGUCUCUUUGUAUUAUGCAAUUUAUUAACUAUUAAGUACGUUUCUUAUGCAAACAAGUGCCACAAUUUACAACAAAACAAAAAAACAAGAAAUGUUUAAGCACAAAUUCGAAAGUCAAUUACAAUACGCAACAAAAACAAUCUUAAAAAUUAGCCAAAUUUUUAAUGAAAUGAUCGAGAAAAACUAUAUUUACACACACACAAAUUUUUGUACUAACAUUUACGACAAUUAGCCAUAAAAGUUUAGCAUUAAUUGAAAGUACAUUUAAACGUUGAACAAAUAAUCUUUUACAUUUUGUUAUACAUUUGUAUGUGCAUAUACAUAAAUCGUAUGUAUAUUUUGUCUAAGCAACCUUUAUGUAAUUACGUAAUUUGCGAUCUGUGUAUCGGCCAAAGAUUAAGCAAUAAUAAAGUACAAUUAAGCCCAAUAAAUAUAUGAGUUAAUCCUUUAAUAGUUGGAGAAUCCUUUGGAAAGUUUGCGACACACUCAAAUAA
Messenger RNA from Drosophila nasuta, 7529 nucleotides. RefSeq names its product dedicator of cytokinesis protein myoblast city (gene mbc). The record is from RefSeq and is a predicted model, not a curated record. Gene Ontology annotation, cellular component: plasma membrane; cytoplasm. Gene Ontology annotation, molecular function: small GTPase binding; guanyl-nucleotide exchange factor activity. Gene Ontology annotation, biological process: myoblast fusion; small GTPase-mediated signal transduction; cell migration. NCBI's taxonomy places the organism in Eukaryota, Metazoa, Arthropoda, Insecta, Diptera, Drosophilidae.